AGAAGAAGAAUAAUUUCCCCAAUUUCCCAAUACUUGUUAGACGAAAGGAAAUAACAUCAGACAAUUGCACUGAUUGUCUGAUGUUAUUUCCUUUCGUCUGAAUUAUUGGGAAUUAUUCUUCUUAAAACGCAUUUUUGUUUUAUGGUAUAUGUACAUCCGGCCAUCGGGUAACUCAUUGCUAUAAGACUGCAAUAAUGUUCCUAUAUGGCAAUACGUUUCAUAUUUUGCUGUCAUUCUAAGGAAACGUGUCUGGAUUUGUUCUUAAAUUUCUACGGAAGUCCCUAAAUCAGCAGAGAUGGGUAGGGAGAACAAAGCCACUUGGAAAGCAAAUUAUUUUAUUAAAGUUGUGCAACUCUUUGAUGAAUAUCCAAAAUGUUUCAUCGUCGGAGCGGACAAUGUUGGUUCCCGUCAAAUGCAAACCAUUCGCACUUCACUUAGGGGUAUGGCAGUGGUCCUCAUGGGCAAAAAUACAAUGAUGCGUAAAGCAAUCCGUGGACACUUGGAGAAUAAUGCUAAUCUGGAAAAACUGUUGCCACAUAUACGCGGUAAUGUGGGUUUUGUCUUUACGAAGGGGGACCUAAACGAAGUGCGUGACAAGCUAACUGAAAGCAAAGUGCGCGCCCCAGCACGUGCUGGUGCUAUUGCUCCGCUUGAAGUUAUCAUUCCUGCUCAAAACACUGGUCUUGGCCCGGAGAAAACUUCAUUCUUUCAAGCACUAUCUAUUCCUACGAAAAUCUCUAAAGGAACUAUUGAAAUUAUUAAUGAUGUGCCCAUCUUGAAACCUGGAGAUAAAGUCGGUGCUUCCGAAGCUGCUCUGCUCAAUAUGCUGAACAUUUCGCCGUUUCAAUAUGGACUUCUGAUUGAACAGGUGUAUGAUUCUGGGAGUAUUUUCUCUCCCGAAAUCUUGGAUAUCAAGCCAGAAGAUUUGCGUGCUAAGUUCCAAUCGGGAGUCGCUAAUUUGGCAGCAUUGUGUUUGCAAAUUGGGUAUCCUACCCUCGCAUCAGCACCACAUAGCAUUGCCAAUGGUUUUAAGAACCUUUUGGCUAUUGCUGCGACUACAGAAGUUGAGUUCAAACAGGCCACAACAAUUAAGGAGUACAUCAAAGAUCCAAGCAAGUUUGCUGUUGCUGCAUCUGCUCUAAGUCCAGUGUCAGUGGCAGGUGACAAGGCACCAUCAAGCGAUGCUAAGCAUGAUGAUAAGAAGGAAGAGUCAGAGAGUGAAGACGACGAUAUGGGCUUUGGACUCUUCGAAUAAGAUUUAUUCUACACCCCACUCUUGCUAGAUCAUGAGAUAUUAGUGCUUCUGUUACAGAAAACAGUCAUGGUGUUUUAAAGCAAGAGCGUCAAUAAAUUUUAUCAAGAAACAAAA
This is a messenger RNA of Phlebotomus papatasi, 1369 nucleotides long. Its product is annotated as 60S acidic ribosomal protein P0. NCBI's taxonomy places the organism in Eukaryota, Metazoa, Arthropoda, Insecta, Diptera, Psychodidae. Gene Ontology annotation, cellular component: cytosolic large ribosomal subunit. The record is from RefSeq and is a predicted model, not a curated record. Bases 296 to 1255 code for a protein of 319 amino acids. Gene Ontology annotation, molecular function: large ribosomal subunit rRNA binding; structural constituent of ribosome. The transcript has 3 exons. Gene Ontology annotation, biological process: ribosome biogenesis; ribosomal large subunit assembly; cytoplasmic translation.